Molecule: messenger RNA, 892 nt
Organism: Gastrolobium bilobum
Lineage: Eukaryota; Viridiplantae; Streptophyta; Magnoliopsida; Fabales; Fabaceae
Exons: 2
Coding region: 34-678 (214 amino acids)
Source: RefSeq, a predicted model, not a curated record
CCUUUCUGCUGAGAGAGAAAGAGUGAAUUAUUAAUGGGUUGUGAAGCAGAGGCAGAGGAGCAUAGCAAGAUACCAAUGCUACCCUUGUUCUCUAUCCCAACAAUAAUGCAGUCACCAGAGCGUUCAGGGAUGCUUACUCCCCCACUUCACACUUCAGCUGCAGUUCCAUUUCGCUGGGAACAAGAGCCUGGAAAACCAAGGCCUUGCAACGCCCUUGUCACCUUCUCUAAGGGCUUGGAACUUCCUCCGAGGUUGCUAGCACCCUCACUCUUGGAGGGUUCUUUUGUGACCAGCAACAGAUUUCGGUCUCCAUCUUUUAGAAAGAGCAACAAUUGCUAUGGUUCUUUUAGUGCCGAUAGAGGGCUGCAUGGGGCUAUGGUUCUCACCAAAGGAGAGGCAAUCAAGGACAAAGGGUGGUUUUGUUCUUGGAGGAAAAAGGGCUUCAAGGUCAAUAGAGAGGUCACUGGGGGUAGUCAUGUCUUCCCAUCUUCUACUGCUACCUUUGGAGACACUCACAACAAGGUUAACAGGUCAAAGAUGAAACGUUCUGGAAGCUUUUCCAGCAGCCUAUCCCAUAACAAGUCUCGCGUCUGGACAACUAUCUGUGAGGGCUUGAAACAGGUGGUUCCGUGGAGUAGGAAAAAGCCGAAGAAAAAUGGGAGUGGCCUUAGGCUCUGAGAUUUUUUCUGGGCAACGUCGUCUGGUCAAAUUCAAUUAUAUGAAGCUACACCACUAUAAAAACUUCGGAUUAGUUCAUGCUCGCCACCUGUAGCUGUAUGUAUGUUUUCACAUGUUAUAAGUUGUACAGGAUUUAUAACCCUAUCAAUUAUCAAUUAUUAGAAGUAGGUAUCUCCGUGUAAUCUUGCAAUGUUACAGUUGUCUCUGUCAACGU